GAGAGUGAUAGUGGGAGAGACAGCUUUUGAUUUCACCUUCACUUAAAGCUGCCAUUACGGCUGUAUUGAUCUUUUUAUCUAACUGUACUGUUCUAGCACUCAAGGACUCCCCCCAUCUCUUUCUCUCUCUCUCUCUCUCUCUCUCUCACUCUCUUAUUCUUCAUCAUCUUUCGCAUCAUUUUCUCACUUUAUCUCUUAUAUUUAUCGUCACGCUUUUAGAUGACAUUUCACCAGACCUUUAUGUCUGUCCCAUUACACAGGAUAAAUCAGCUGGUUUUUGGUGGAAUUUACCUUUCAAAUGCCUUUGAGUUUGUUUACCACCUGUGUGUUUGUGCCAUGACGUUGACAGAAGUGCAAAAGUCUGAAAGACACAUAUAUAAAUAUAUAUAUCCAGGAAUGCAUGUCAAAAAGAAACGAGGAGGGAAACAUGAAAGCAAGGAUUUUUGGUAGUGAAUGCGUGGGAGGACUUCGCAACGGGACAGCAGGGUAUACAUACAGAAACGAAUCAAGGGAUGAACGCAGAACAGGUGCACACAUUGGGUAACAGACCAAUGACAAGACAGGGGCGGAGACAGGACCAAAACAAUAGCCCUAUCUGGACAGGAUUCAAUUUAAAUGGGGUCCAGGGGUAAUUUCCUAUUUUGCAGGAGCUCACCUGGGACUUUAUUAUUACUGUCCGGAUUAGCCUCGGUGGUGUUUUUCUCCGUCCUCCUCUGAGAAAAUUACAGACCGAAUUCCUCCCCCAGUCCAAAGACAUACGUUGUAGGCUGAUUGGCAUUUCCAAAUUGUAAGUAGUGUGUGAAUGCAUGUGUGAUUAUUGGCAUCCCAUCCAGGGUGUCCUACUCCUUGUGCCCCGAGUUCCCCGUGAUGAGCCCCAGGCUCCAGGCUCAUAAGCGGUAUGGAAAAUGGAUGGAUGGAUGCUCAUGUCCUUGAUUUUCUAUGCAGUUGCCUCACGUUUUCAAAAUAAAGAUGUACGACUGCUGCUACUUGCUGAAUUUAGUCUCGUAGCACGCAUAUCAUUGACCCCCCACUCAGAUAUUAACCAUUUCCCGAGACGCCAAAAAACGAAAAAUGGAUGCUUCUGGAGGCUGAUUCUUUGUGAUUAUUGUUUCCUUGUAUUUGUAAAUUGUUGCUGAGGACUUUGAUUCGGCCCACACUGAAAGAAUAGCCAGCGUCCCUUCUCUGCUCCAGCACCUCUUCGAACGCUUGGACACCAUGAUGUGAACGGAGCGUGAUCAUAUGACCGUAUGAUCCAAUCCAAAUAGGCCUAAAGGCAUGGGGAGAAACUUCAACAAAACCCACAUGGAGUACAAGGGAUAAGUCGUAUACGGUGUCAUCGCAGAUGAUUGACGCGUUGGUCUUCCUGGAAUCGGCGCUUAUGCAGAUUAAUUCCUGAUAAAUGUUUCACUAAUUGCUAAGUGCAUGUUUGAAAGGGGGUUGUUAUCUUCUCAUUUAGGAUUUUUGCAGCGAUCUCUUUCCUCCGGCCUGUGGUGUUCGUCGACGGUUCAGACCAGCAGACGCAGCUGUUGUUUUUAGAGGGAUUACUCACUGUCUCCGGUUUUCCCACAGAGGCCGAGUCCUGCAUCGUGUUAUUCGAGUCGAUAUGAUGAAAGACGUGAGAGGGAGAGGGGGGGCAGGGGGACAAUGCAGACGAGUUGUAUGGGUCGACCAAGAUCAAGGCUGGGGGAGAACCAGAGGGAAGGGGAGGGUGUCCCUGGAAUCUGAUCCCCCUCACUCAGGCUCGAUUUGGGAAUGUGACUUUCCUUCAUGUCCCCAAACAGAGUGAAAGAGAGAGAUAGAGAGAGAGGGGGAGAGGUUGUGGUAAGGCCCCAAGGGUCGGACAAAAAGAGCGAGCCAGUCUGAUAAUGUGUUAAGGGCGGUUUGCGAGACAAAAACAACAACAGCAACAAAAAAAGCAAGGGAUGGAUGGAAGAAAGGACGGAAUGGGCAGACGAAAGAGAAGACAAGGGAAAGCAGUAGAACAGAGGAUGGACAGAGAGGUGAGGGAAAACAGCAACAGGACCAAGAGGUCGACACUGAAGAAUUUCCAAAAGAGGCGGGGGAGAAAGAGCGUGAAGUGCAGUACGGGUUGAAAGGAGAGACAGAAGCUUCGUAACUGCUGACAGGGUAGAAAGAGAAGAGGAGUGCGCCUAACCUGAUGGGAGAGCCCGACGGAGGAGGAGGAGGAGAAGUCAAGCUACGUUCGUCCGUCCAUUAUCUCUCCCUCAUACCUCAUUUGAAAGUUCAGCAGCAGCCCUCACAGGAAGGAGGCGUUUAUCAGGGUUAUCCCGUGCCAGAUCUUGAACAAACACCAAAGCAACACUGUGGGGAGCAAUAAUCCGGAUCGUACUUCUGUGGAUCUACGCCUGGACGCCGACGUCUUCACCUCAGAGAGUCGCGGCACUGAUUUGAAGAUCUUCUUGUUCGUCUGGAGGAUGCAGGGAGUUUUGGCUGAGUUCAAAAAAAUAAAUGGACGAAUAGGAGGCUGACGAAGGACUCGAUUUCGUAAUCUGCAGCGAUUUCGCUCAGAUCGAUCAACAGAGCCUCUGUAGUAUGGGAAGUUUGUGAAUACGUGGAGUGUGAUACAGGACAGAGUGCGGUGUGGUUACAUGAUUUAUAUCGGGAUUAACACGCCACCAGGUGAUCAACUCAAUACUCCAGAAAUGUUCCUCUAAUUACUCAUAUUACGAUGACGUUUAACAAAGGUCAAUAUUUCGAGUCUGUCAGCUGACCAAGCUCGCUUAAUCCAGGUCCUUAUUUCUUUCUUCCCUCCAGCUGUUUCAACCGUCUUGUGAAAGUUCUUAUCGAAAGCUACGUGUUUUUGGAGACCAGUGGCAGCGGGAUCGCACAUCAGUCAGUGGCACGGUUUAAAAAGACUCUGUUGUUGACACUUGCGAAUAACAUCCACGGCGCAUGAUGGCUUUUGCACGUCUGGACUGUGUAAAAGCGCAGCAAUCCGCGCCUUUAUUUAUGCGCGCCUGCUCUCGGGAGGAAUGACCUAACAUGGAAGCGCUGACUUCUCCACUCAUCACCAAAAUAAAUGAGGCCGGAGAGGACGCGUCGGUUUUUUUUUUUCCUUUCUCCUUCUUCUCUUCUCGUGCGCACGUCUGCUCAAACGGCUGACGUUUUCUCAUAAAUAUCUCUCACUUCCUCUGUUUUCGUCCCGUUCGACCAAAUGAAACUCUUUUUAAACUGAGGCAAUCUGAGCGCUUCAGCGCCAAGUAUCAUGGCCCUUGCUGGUACGCACUAGCUCCAUUCCUUCCUUUUCAGCCAAAGCCGUCCUCUCACAAAGAGGGCCUGUAAAAUCCUCUCAGUCAUGAGUAUCCAGGGUAUGGAACUGUUUGCCAUAGCAGUGGUCAUUAUUCUCUUCGUGGCCGUCCUUAAGCAGUUUGGCAUCCUGGAGCCCAUGUCUCUGGAAGACGGUGAGCAUAAGCACGGUGAAAACCGACCCGGCCGUUUCUUCUGUUCACUUUUUUCCUCCUCUGUCUCGCUGUUGUGUCGUGGACUUUGUGUGGUCUCUGUGUUUUGGUGUCUCGGUGCUUUUUUUUUUUUUUUUUUUUUUAAACUGUGUGAUUGGUUCCUGUUUAUCUGUUUCCUGUGCGCUAAAGAUCCUUUUCUCUGCUUUUUAUGAGCACAAUCCAGCCUGUUAGAGCGUGGGGGAAAAAAACACCACAACAACAAUAGACUGCGGUUUAACAUUCCUGCUCCAGGUUAAUGUAGAUAACAUGUAAAGAGAAGCUUCUAGGGACCGGUUUAGCAUCGUGCGCGCUGACGUUCUAAAUCAUCAAACACGCUUAGGGUUCUGUUUAUUUGACGUUUCUUCGAUCUCCAGAGGGCGUCUACUUUUUAAAGAAGGAACCAUUUUUACAUUGAACCUUCAGCGGUUUCUCCAGAAGGACAAGCCAAAGCGCCCUUAAGGCUUCUAGAUUUAAAACAAAACAAAACAAAACUUGCAUAUAACUAUAUGAAUCAUUUCUAAUAUUCUACUCUAUAUUCAGUCUUUAGGCCACGCCUCCCACCUCAGAUGCUUACCCGAGUUCAAGAUGGCUGCCGGGACUGUUUUUGUUUUUUCGCGACACUGUUUUAGCAAGUGUGCACGAUGCUAAUCCGGACGCUGUAAGCAUCCGUUCACGUUUAGCUACGCAAAAAUAAUCCUCCAAUCCUUUUGUUUUUUUUUAAAUGCUAUUUUAUUUUCAUGUUAGCCAAUCACACAGAACAAGGCUUCUCUUUCGUCCAAAUUUGUCCCAGGCUCUCUCUUUCUCUCUGUCUUUAUUCUUCUUCCACUACAGUGCUAACACUUUCUCGAUCUCGCUCCCUCCUUCCCUCCAUCGUUCCCUCCGCCCUCGCUCCCAUCGCACGUUCGCUACAUCCUGUCCGUUUAACCUGCAUCCCAUUUCCUCACCCCUUCCCUCCGUCCCUCUCUGUCUCACUCUCUGCCCCUCUUCUCCUGUCUUCCGUCGCUCUUUUUCUCCCGUAGACAGCAGCGACAGCGACUUGGAGCUGGCCACCGUCAGGCACCAACCCGAGGGCCUGGAGCAGCUGCAGGCUCAGACCAAGUUCACCCGCAAGGAGCUGCAGUCGCUCUACAGGGGCUUCAAAAACGAAUGCCCGAGUGGCCUGGUCGAUGAGGAAACUUUCAAGACCAUCUACUCUCAGUUUUUUCCCCAAGGAGGUAAAAAAAAAAAAGGACCUCGUUUUCUUUUUUUCUUUUUCUUUUCUUUUCUUGUCACAUACAUAAAAACGAAGAUUUCACACGCCGUACUCGCCCCGUGCGUUUACUUUCCUUCCCUAGAUGCCACCACGUACGCUCACUUCCUGUUUAACGCUUUCGAUCUGGACAGAAAUGGCUCCAUUCGCUUUGAGGAUUUUGUGAUCGGUCUUUCCGUGCUCCUGAGAGGCUCCGUCACAGAGAAACUGAACUGGGCCUUCAACCUUUACGACAUCAACAAAGAUGGCUACAUCACCAAAGAGGAAAUGCUGCUGAUCAUGAAGUCUAUCUAUGAUAUGAUGGGCAGAUACACUUACCCCAGCGUACGAGACGAAGCGCCGUCUGAACAUGUGGAGAAGUUCUUUCAGAAAAUGGACAGAAAUCAAGACGGCGUAGUGACGAUCGAGGAGUUCAUCGAGACGUGUCAGAAGGAUGAAAACAUCAUGAGCUCCAUGCAACUCUUCGAGAAUGUGAUAUAGAGAUAUAAACCAGGCCGCUCGCUACAGAUACAACAAACUCCUGGGGGAAAAAAAAAAAAAACACUCUUCCAUU
Molecule: messenger RNA, 5260 nt
Organism: Ictalurus furcatus (blue catfish)
Lineage: Eukaryota; Metazoa; Chordata; Actinopteri; Siluriformes; Ictaluridae
Gene: kcnip3a
Product: Kv channel interacting protein 3a, calsenilin
Exons: 7
Coding region: 4180-5187 (335 amino acids)
Biological process (GO): negative regulation of transcription by RNA polymerase II; regulation of potassium ion transmembrane transport
Cellular component (GO): voltage-gated potassium channel complex; nucleus
Molecular function (GO): RNA polymerase II cis-regulatory region sequence-specific DNA binding; potassium channel regulator activity; calcium ion binding
Source: RefSeq, a predicted model, not a curated record